Pistacia vera is the source of this 1791-nucleotide messenger RNA. RefSeq names its product putative BPI/LBP family protein At1g04970. The record is from RefSeq and is a predicted model, not a curated record. The transcript is spliced from 6 exons. Lineage: Eukaryota; Viridiplantae; Streptophyta; Magnoliopsida; Sapindales; Anacardiaceae. Gene Ontology annotation, molecular function: lipid binding.
AGAAUUAAAAAAAAAAAUGAGAACGCUCAAAACAUCGGCAACGCUUUUUUUAUUCUUCGUCGUCGCCUUACAAAUCGAAUCUCAUGUCCACGCGACUGAAGAAUCUUUCACAUCGAUAGUUAUAUCUCAAAACGGCGUCGAUUUCGUUAAGGACUUACUAAUAACAAAAGAAAUUGCUUCAAUAGUCCCGCUGAAGUUGCCCAAGAUUGAGAAAACGGUUAAAAUUCCGUUUGUGGGAAACGUUCGGAUGGUUUUAUCUAAUAUCACGAUUUACCGGAUAGAUGUUUCGUCGUCUUAUGUUAAGCCGGGAGAGUCGGGUGUUGUGAUUGUUGCUUCUGGAACCACGUGUAAUUUGAGCAUGAAUUGGUAUUAUGAGUACAGUACUUGGUUAGUUCCAGUUGAAAUUUCUGAUAAAGGGAGAGCUUCUGUUCAGGUUGAAGGCAUGGAAGUGGGACUUACCUUAGGCUUGGAGAACCAGUAAGGAACUUUGAAGCUUUCCCUGAUGGACUGUGGCUGUCAUGUCAAAGAUAUCUCCAUAAAAGUGGAUGGAGGAGCUUCUUGGCUCUAUCAAGGGAUGAUUGAUGCAUUUGAAGAACAGAUAGGUUCUGCAGUGGAAAAUGCUAUCACCAAAAAACUUGAAGAAGGGAUUUUAAAACUUGAUUCAUUUCUGCAAUCUCUUCCAAAAGAAAUUCCAGUAGAUGAUCAUGCUUCCUUGAAUGUAACCUUUGUGGACAGCCCUUUUGUGAGUAGUUCUUCUAUUGGGUUUGACAUCAAUGGAUUAUUUACAGCAAGGGAGAAGGUUCCAUCCCCCAAGUACUUCCACCAGAAUUUGCAACCUUCAGUGUCAUGUACAGAUCAAUCUAAAAUGCUUGGAAUUUCACUGGACGAGGCCGUAUUUAACUCUGCAUCAGCCUUAUACUAUGAUGCAGAAUUUAUGCAGUGGACUGUGGAUAAAGUGCCAGAUCAAUCUCUUUUAAACACUGCUGGAUGGAAAUACAUUAUUCCCCAGCUGUACAGGAAAUACCCAAAUGAUGAUAUGAUGUUGAAUAUCACUUUUUCUUCUCCUCCAGUCAUAAGGGUUUCGGAGCAUAAUAUUGAUGCUUCAGUCAAUGUAGACUUGAUCAUCGAUGUGUUGGAAGAAGAUGAAGCGAUACCUGUUGCUUGCAUUGCACUGGUUGUUCGUGGCUCAGGUUCUGUUAAAAUCUCAGGUAAUAACCUUGCUGGUAGUGUGAAAUUGAAUGACUUUACAAUGUCACUGAAGUGGAGCAAAAUUGGUAAUCUGCGAUUGUAUCUCAUUCAGCCGGUGAUCUGGACUGUCAUCCAAACUGUUUUCUUGCCUUAUGUUAAUUCACAUCUUGGACAAGGCUUCCCCUUGCCCAUCAUUCAUGGUUUCACCCUUAAGAAUGCUGAAAUUAUAUGCUCAAGUUCAAAGAUUACCGUUUGCAGCGACGUGGCAUAUACGGAGUCUCUCAAUCUCAAUCAGCUUCUUGUUGGAUUUUCAUAGAUCCACAUACAUGUCAUAUCCAAGACAUCUGGAAAUGCAUACGGGAAAGGAAACAAAGUUUCAGUUUCCACCACCCUUUGUAUAGUGUUGUUACACAUUUAGGGUUUAGCUUUGACCGUUUCAGCUUUUGGAUGUGUAAAUUGUGAUAUAACUCUUUGUAUGUUGAAGGUUUUACCAUUUGCAAGGUAAGCAUGGUUCAAUCACAUCUUCUUCAACAAUAUGAAAGUAGCCUGCCUUCAAAUGUUUGCUAUUUAUUAUUUAUUUUUUUAUAAAUAAAAAAAAAAAUU